AUAUUCGUUGUGUGUGUGUGUGUGUGUGUUUAGGUCUGUGUUCAGUACCCCUGACCAGGCCUCACCUUGAUCUCAGGACCACAGUGUGUAUGUUAGUGUGUGUGUUAAAACAUCACAUUGGAGGGGGUGAGGGCCAGACAUCCGCAUACGCCUACUGACCUAAACCUCAGCACAUUGUCAGGGACGCGAUGACAUCACUGGGUGAUAAAGGCUCUGUCCAGACACAGACCAAGGUCCUGUCACAGGGCUGCUGGACGCAGGUCAGCUGUCUCUGCUGUGUGUCUGAGCGGGUGGAGCCCCUGGUCCUCAUCCAGCUGUCACACAACGUCCAGCCUGUCACCAAGAGGUGGCUCAUCUCCCUGAUUGAAGCUUCAAAGAGACACGGAGGAGCAUCGUUGCUGGCCCACCCUGGUGAGGAUGAGUGUGGGAAUGUGAUCGUGGUGUCUGCUCCUCGCUGCACCCUUCUCAGAGCCACAGAGGAUCUGGGUCUGUGUAAGAAAUACCGCAAUGAAGAGAUGGUUGCUUUCUCCUACCACGACAGAGACAACUUCACCAAUGUCGAUGACAUGCAGGAGUUCCUGACAUUAGCGGAGCGUCAGUACAUAGUCAAGAUUGAGCUGGACUCUCUACAGGCCCAGAAGAAGCAGAGAAUCCCUGGAGUCCCAGAGGCUCCAGGGGUCCUGAAGGCCUGGGAGAACAUCUGUCAGAAGCUGGAGAGAGCAGGAGUGAUAAAGGACAUCUUCCCUCUACAUGACCAGCAGAGACUGAAUGAAGUCGGCAGAAGGUGGUCCUCUAAGAAGCAGAUAUGGAGACAGCCUCUCGAUGCAAUACAAUCAUAUUUUGGAGGCACCGUGGCAUUUUACUUCAGCUUUCUGCAAUUCUACACCUGGGCCCUGGUGCCCCCUGCCUUCCUGGGCCUGGUCCUGACCUUUCUACAGCCUGCCGGUGGAUUGGGUAGUGGGGUGGUGAAGGAGCAGGCCGGGGAGUGGGUGAUGGAGGAGGAGGAAGAUUAUGGCCCCUCAGUCAGCGGUCACAUGGUACAGGCUGUAUUCAGCAUGCUGUGGUCCACGCUGUUCAUCGAGUUCUGGAAGCGCCGGAGCUCCUCCCUCUCCCACCGCUGGGGCACACGCCACCUGACUGAGCGCUUCGCCGAGCCCCGCCCUGGCUUCCACGGCACCCUGGGGAUCAACCCUGUGACAGGCCGUCUGGAGCCCCUAUUCCCGGAGUGGCAGAGGCAGCUGCGUGUGUGCCUGGUGUCGUUGCCCCUAGUAGGGCUGUUCCUGGGACUGGUGGUGCUGGGCAUGACAGGCUUCUACCACGGAGAGGCCCUGGUACAGGGCUUCCAUCAGGACAGCGGAUCCCUGUUCUCUGGAGCUCUGCUCUACCUGCCCUCUAUAGCCCACACAGUCUACACCAACAUAUUGAAGAAUGUGUACCACACUGUGGCCAUGCAACUCACCAAGUGGGAAAACCACAGAGAGGAGUCCUCCUUCCAGAACCAUCAUACCACCAAAGUCCUCCUGUUCACUUUCUUCAACAACUUUGCUGUGCUCUUCCACAUUGCCUUCUACAAACAGGACCUACCACUGCUACGCAAGAAGCUUGCCUCUCUGCUAAUUUGGAACCAGCUGGUGAACCAGCUUACAGAGGUUGUGGUGCCGUUUAUAGUCGACCGCUUCCUCAGUGCUCCCCAUAAGAAAGAGCAGGAGGACAACCUAGAGGUGGACAAACUCAGAGCUCAGAGAAGCCUUCCACCCUUUCCAGGCCUGUUUGCGGAGUACAUUGAGUUGCUGCUGAAGUUUGGAUAUUUGAGUCUGUUCUCCUGUGUGUACCCGCUCACCGCCGUCCUCCUGCUCCUCAACAACAUCACAGAGAUCCCAGGGGAUGCCUACAAGAUUUGCAAACUGUUCCGGAAGCCAUUCUCUGCCCCUGUAUCCAACAUGGGGGUGUGGCAGACAGCGUUUGAGGUUCUGGGCUUUGUCUCAGUCAUGUCUAACUGCUGGCUGCUGCUGCUGUCCCCUCGCGUCCAGAAGUUCUGUCUGGAGGGAGGGAUCAGCGGCAAGAACAUCAUACUCUUCGCCAUCCUGGUCGAGCAUGUCCUGAUCCUGGUCAAGAUGAUUCUAGCUUUUAUGAUACCAGCCGAGCCUGACUGGGUCAGAAUCAAGAGGGAACAGAUCGAGUUCCACUCUAUGCAAGCUCUAGGGCAGCAGGUUUCCUGCGGGAAUGCAGUCCUCUACUUUGUGGGACAGUAGGACCCAGAGCUGCAGACAGACAGAGGCAGGCAGACCUGG
Molecule: messenger RNA, 2291 nt
Organism: Coregonus clupeaformis (lake whitefish)
Lineage: Eukaryota; Metazoa; Chordata; Actinopteri; Salmoniformes; Salmonidae
Product: anoctamin-10-like
Exons: 13
Coding region: 189-2252 (687 amino acids)
Biological process (GO): chloride transmembrane transport
Cellular component (GO): plasma membrane
Molecular function (GO): chloride channel activity
Source: RefSeq, a predicted model, not a curated record